This is a messenger RNA of Nicotiana attenuata, 1005 nucleotides long. RefSeq lists its product as uncharacterized. Bases 1 to 1005 code for a protein of 334 amino acids. NCBI's taxonomy places the organism in Eukaryota, Viridiplantae, Streptophyta, Magnoliopsida, Solanales, Solanaceae. The record is from RefSeq and is a predicted model, not a curated record. The transcript has a single exon.
AUGCAUCGUUGCAACAAUCACAAAAACCAUCACCAACAAUACAGGCACCGGAGGUACACCAACAAUAUCCAGAUCAAUCGCUACCACCAACUCCUCCCCCUUCCUUCACCCCCCACCUCACUUAAUCAUCCAACACCAACCCAACCAUGCAUAACAGAGGCCAUCACUACACCCCAGACUCCCACUCAUACACCAACAUCCAACUAUUCCUCCACAACAAAUACCACCACUAUACCAGCUCCCACCAAUAGACCUAAAACUACUACAAAACCAUGCCACACUCCUUUUGGAAACAUCAGAGGAGAUGGCCUUCUUAGUGCAAGAGGGAAUUCCAAACCAAGCACAACAAGACAAAGUCUUGAACCUGAUCCAUCAGCAAGAUAUCACCCUUUGGCAAAUGCAGGAAAUCAUCAAUCAAUAUCAACAAUGGCAAGCACGGGCACUUCAUCACCCCACCUUCUAGAAUACACCCCCACAGAUCAACUCCUCGCCAUGGUUACUCCCUCAACAACCAGUAGCAACUAUUCAGUCUCCAGUGUUAGAACAGAUGCAACAUCAGGUGAUCGACAACCACAUUACCAACUCUCCACCUGCUUCUCCCCAACAGGAAAAUCAACAUCAAGCAGAAUAAGGCAACGACCUGCCAGAGACCUUCAUGGAAUCAGUGAUUUUGAACGACUUUCUGACGAUAUCUUAGAAAAUACAGAAAAAAUACCUCAUUUUCAUCCCUCCAAACCUUCAGAGAACUUCCUUGAACAUAUGCCUAGACCCCUUAUCCUUGGAAGAGAAAUAUGUGAUCCUUAUGAUUCCAACCCUACAAGACAAUCUUUUACCAGCAGCUCUUUACAAUCCUCCAUAACUGCUAAUGCAUUUGGAACUUUUUCUGGCUCCGGAAAGGAGCAUCCCACAUCAUUAAGAUUUAAUGAAGAUAAUGAUUUGGAAUUGCCGGGGAGCUCACAAUCAAGAAUUCCGCCGGAACCUCAGAUUCUUGCUUACGUGAAAUAA